This is a messenger RNA of Argentina anserina (silverweed cinquefoil), 597 nucleotides long. RefSeq lists its product as uncharacterized. The coding region runs from base 1 to 597 and encodes 198 amino acids. The transcript has a single exon. NCBI's taxonomy places the organism in Eukaryota, Viridiplantae, Streptophyta, Magnoliopsida, Rosales, Rosaceae. The record is from RefSeq and is a predicted model, not a curated record.
AUGACGGGUUGUUUAGAAACAGAAACUACUAACUUUUGGUUUCAGGAUUUCCACAUGUACUUCAAUGGAUUUUGUUAUUGGAACGGGCGCGAGCAACUGAAGGAGUACCAUGAGUUCUAUAAUCUGGGAGAGAAUCAACUUCCUAGGCCAGUGAUCAUUUCGUUUGAUAUGGGUGAUGAGGUAUUUCACACUAUGUUGCUUCCGGAUUUUGUAUACGAGGGUUAUAUGUGGUGUUAUGUAUUACGUCUUAUGGCGUGGAAUGAAUCUGUAGCUAUUUUUGGCCUAGAUCAUGGUAUAACUCCUUAUGAGUCCUGGGGUUUAUGGGUGAUGGAUGACUCAAGUGGAGUUAAAAGCUGUUGGAUAAAGCAAUUCAGCCUUGUGAGCGAAGUGAUAUGCAUGGAUACUCCAUUGCAAUUUUGGAAGAGCGAUGAGAUUCUUAUUGUUUCGAGAGAAAGGCGUCUGGUCUCAUACAACCUGGAUACUGAACAGUUUAAGUAUCUACCUCUUAACAACAUGGAUUCUGAUAAUCUUGAAGCUGUUGUUUACAUGAAUAGUAUCGUUUCGGUUAAGGGAAGCAAUAGACGAACCGCGUUUUGA